CCGGUGAACAGCUUCGGAAAUUUGUGGAAAUUUCAAAAACUCCAAAAAUAAAUAAAGGUUUGUUGUUCAAUGGAUGAUUCUGUUAUUGACUUGACUGAUUCCCCUCCGCCAUCUUUGGACAGGAAGAGGAAAAGAUCAGAAGUAAACAGUGUAAACAAGAAUACAAGUCAGUGGGUAACAUCAGCAUUUGGUGAUUUCAUUGGUAAUGAACCACAGAAGUCAACUAAAAAAAAUUCUUCAAAGCCAACUUGGUCACGGAAAAAGUCAUCAAAUGACUUGAGCAGUAGUCAAACAUCAAACCAGGGAAGCCUACCUGUAAACAAAUAUUUCAGUGGUUCUUAUGUUCCAGCAAAAAAAUUUACCAACACUAAAAAUAAUAGACCUGCUUUUGAAACAGAGCUUUGGUCAGACAAAUAUGCACCUAAAUCUCAGUCAGAUCUAGCAGUGCACAAAAAGAAGAUAAGUGAAGUGGAAUGUUGGAUACAGAAACAUUUGUCAGCACAAGGCAAGCUGCCACCAGUAUUAUUGCUAACAGGACCAGCUGGUGUUGGAAAGACUGCCACAAUACAAUCUUUAUCUAAGGAUCUCAGAUUUACCAUACAAGAAUGGAUUAAUCCGUUGACCAAUACAACAGACAAAAGUUUUACAGACCCAUUUUCAGAUAACAAACCAUACAGAUAUUUGUCCUCUGAAUCUCAGAUGUCAUUGUUCCAACAGUUUCUAUUGAGAGCAAACAAAUAUAAUUCUCUUGGUAUAUUUGGUGAAGAAGUAUCAUCAAAGAAAGUCAUUCUUGUUGAGGAAUUUCCAAAUGUAUUUUACAGAGAUGCCUCUACUUUUCAUGACAUAGUAAGAAAAUACAGAAAGAUUGGUAAAUGUCCUUUAGUGUUUAUAGUUAGCGAUUCUACUAAAGGAGAUUCUAAUGAAAGACUUUUAUUUCCUAAAGAUUUGCAGCAUGAGCUAGAUAUUGAAAACAUCAGUUUUAAUGCAGUAGCGCCAACAAGUAUGGUAAAAGUACUAACAAAGAUUGCUACCCAGGAAUCAAAUCAGGGUUGCCACAAGUUUAGUAUUCCAUCCAAGACUGUGUUAGAAUCUAUAGCUAUGUCAAGUGCUGGUGAUAUUAGAGGAGCUAUCAAUGCCUUACAGUUUGCUUGUGAGAAAGAUACUGGUGACCUAAUGUCAGGAGGAAGAUUGAAAGGAAAAACAAGUUUAAAAAAACAGUCAAGUAGCCGAUCAAAUAAGAUGAAAUCUAAAACUAAGUCUGAAAACCCAGCUAACCCUGAUUCUGAGUUAGCAUCUAUAGGAGGAAGAGAUACCUCAUUAUUCUUGUUCAGAGCCCUGGGCAAAAUUCUCUACUGCAAAAGAGAUGAUCCAUCUAACUAUUCAGACUUACCACGAUUACCGUCCCAUCUAUCAGAACAUGAAAGAGAUCCAUUAAUAAUUAACCCUGAGGAUGUUGUUGAGAAGUCCCAUUUAUCUGGAGAGUACUUUACAGCAUAUCUACACCAAAAUUAUUUAGAAUUUUAUACAAAUAUUGAAGACUUGGUCAGAUCUACAGAAUAUCUCAGUGAUGCAGAUUAUCUUACCAUAGACUGGGCAUCCAGAUCAGUGCUACAAGAGUAUGCAGCUUCAGUAGCUACAAGGGGAAUAAUCCAUUGUAAUUCAUCUCGCAGUAAACAUGAUGCUGCAAGUUCAGGGCUUGGAUGGCGGCCACUUAAUAAACCUCAGUGGUACACAGCAAAUAAAACGGCAAGACAGAAUUCAGAGUCGUGCAGAAGUCUUUUUAAAAGUACUUGUCAUGGUUGUCCCCCUGUAGUAUUACAAACAGAGAUUCUUCCUUUCUUAGCACAAAUAAAUAUACCAUUACAUAAUCCUGGUCAGUUUUCAUGUUUACAAGAAAUAUGCAGAUUCUCAAAAGUCAGACUAUCUCUCAGAUCUGAAAAAUUGGAUGAGAAAGAUGUUGAACAAGACACAGAUGAUGAGGAUGCUUCUUCAGUGGUUCCUUUCUCAACAAACAUAACCACAGAUAAUGAUGAUGUCAUAACCAAUAGCCAAUCAAAAAUCAAUACUUCACAGGAAGAAGAGGAAGAAUAUGAUAUAGAGGAAUUUGAUGACUUUUAAAUGUUUAUAGUAAACAAAAUAGACAAUUGUUUGUUUCAAUUAGAAAACAUUUUCAUGUUAAGAUAAGAAGUUUUAUCAUCAUUGUUCAUUUGUUUAUGAACCAUGCAAAGCAAAAAUGGAUAAAAAUUAAGGUUUCAUAAGGAUAUUGAAGAUACCCAUACCUAUUCUAUCAAAUUUCUGAUCUUGUUUAAUCUGAAAGGUAAUCUUAUUUUGAAGCAACUAUUUGUUUGAAUAUUCAGAUUACAGGCAGACAGCCCUAUUUUAAGCAUCAAUGUAAAGUGUUGGAGUUUCUGGACUUUUGUAAUUCAAAACUCAAAGGUCCACAAAUAAACAGGUCCCAGACCUCGACCCACACUAAUUUUAACCCCUGGAUAAAAUGCUUUAUCAUCAUUAACGUUAUGAUUUAAAGUAAAUGGGCAAUGCCACUGCUUUUGUUUAUACUUUGCAGGGCUUGUUGGAUUUGAAAAGAUAAUUCGUUCAUCAGUUUUAUUUUCUUAAAUAUGUUUCAAUGAAAAAAAAUUAUCGUUCAAAAAUGUAUAAAUUAAUUUAUACUGAAAUAGUCAAUUCAGUUGACUAUUUGUCAAUUUUUCUUGCGUUCAUUACAAAGGUAUAUCUGUUACAAGAAUAUUCAUUUAUAAUAUUUCAAAAAAUAAAAGAGAUAAAUGCAUUUAUUCUUAUUUCAAGUGAAAAAUGCCAAAGUUGUGUGCAAAAUCUUCAAAAAAUCUGUGACAUAACUUGACCUUAACAAAUUCCACCAUCAUAAGCAUUUUGUUAUUCACCAAGAGUAAUCCAAUUUUUUAAUAGUUUAUCAAAAAAACUUAUUUCACAUUUAUAUGUACAAUUGAAAUUGUUGUAAAUAUUUUAAUGAUAUAGUGCUAUUCAAGACUGUGAUAUAUAUAUAUUUGAAUCUCACCUUUUAUUUUAUUGUCAAAAGCCAACUACUCAUUUACUCUCUUUUUAAAACAACUGUACCAGUUGAAACCACUUUUGACCAAAUAAUACCCUAUAGAAUUUUCUGGCUUCAAAAUUAUGUUGAUAGUCCAGUUGACCACCAACUAUUACAAAAAACAGAACAUGGUGAAAAUUGGGAAGCAUAAUUAACAAAUUGAAAUGAUACAUCCCUUUUAUUGUGUAUGACCUUAAUCACCACCAAACAUGGCUUCUAUAGUUAAUAAUAAUAGAAAAUGUGACAAAAAUUUGAAAUAUUGUGGAAUAAGUCAAUUGUAAUGUUAGAUAAAUGAUAGAUUUAUAAUUGCCUUUAAUAAUAAUAACCCAGUAAAAGUUUUGCAUCUUCAUUACUCAGUAUAGAAACUUUCACAAUGAAUUCAAUUUAAAAUUCUGAUCUUACCUAUGUUUUUGUCAAAUUUGUUUUUGUUGCAAUAAAAUAAAUUAAUUUUG
Messenger RNA from Mytilus californianus (California mussel), 3516 nucleotides. RefSeq names its product cell cycle checkpoint protein RAD17-like. Gene Ontology annotation, molecular function: ATP hydrolysis activity; chromatin binding. The transcript is spliced from 18 exons. Gene Ontology annotation, biological process: mitotic DNA replication checkpoint signaling; DNA damage checkpoint signaling; DNA repair. The coding region runs from base 70 to 2118 and encodes 682 amino acids. Lineage: Eukaryota; Metazoa; Mollusca; Bivalvia; Mytilida; Mytilidae. The record is from RefSeq and is a predicted model, not a curated record.